AGAGGGCGGCGCAGUCCUCCAAGCCGCUUGGAGUCGCUCUCUCUCCCUCCCGCAGACCCUGCGCGAGGCCUCGCCUCCUCCUCCUCCUCCUGCUGCCCCCUCCCUCCCUCCCUCCCUCGCGCCCAUCCAUGGGGUUGCCGAAGUGGGAGGGGGUCGUGGAGGGCGUUUCCCCGGUCGCCGCGCGGCGUCACUCCCAGCAUGCAGCGCGGCCCGCUCCUGCCGCCGCCGCCGCGCCUGUCACCGCCGCCUCCUCCUCCUCUGCUGCCGUCACUUUCGCCGCCGCCGCCGGCGCCGCGGGGCUGGGAGACAUGGCGGAGGGAGGCGCGGCGGACCUGGAGACCCAGCGCUCGGACAUCACGGCGCUGCUCAAGACGGCCCUCCGCAAAGGCGACACCUGGUAUUUAGUGGAUAGUCGCUGGUUCAAACAGUGGAAGAAGUAUGUUGGAUUCGACAGCUGGGACAAAUACCAAAUGGGAGAUCAGAAUGUUUACCCUGGUCCUAUUGAUAAUUCUGGACUUCUUAAAGAUGGAGAUUGUCAGUCUCUUAAAGAACAUCUCAUUGAUGAGCUGGACUACAUUCUUUUACCAACUGAAGGGUGGAACAAGCUUGUUAGCUGGUAUACACUUCUGGAAAGCCAGGAACCAAUUGCACGCAAGGUAGUUGAACAGGGUAUGUUUGUCAAGCACUGCAAAGUAGAAGUAUAUUUGACAGAAUUAAAAUUGUGUGAAAAUGGAAAUAUGAACAAUGUAGUUACACGGCGAUUUAGUAAAGCUGACACAAUAGACACAAUUGAAAAAGAAAUAAGGAAAAUCUUCAAUAUUCCAGAUGAAAAAGAGACCAGGUUGUGGAACAAAUACAUGAGUAACACGUUUGAACCGUUGAAUAAACCAGAUAGCACCAUACAAGAUGCUGGCUUGUAUCAGGGACAGGUGUUAGUGAUAGAACAAAGAAAUGAAGAUGGAACAUGGCCAAGAGGCCCUUCAGCUCCAAAUUAAAGAGAUGGCUAACAAGAAGACUUUAGGAAGAGCAUUCCAUAAAUAGGGUUCCAUGUUGAGGAAGACUCCGUUCAUCACCUUUACCGACUUUAGCUGGGUAGAAGAAGAAUAACUGAACAGAGCUCUUCCAAAUUAAAGGGAUUUGCAGUAUCUAACUAUGCCCCAUAUAGUGCACACUUCUACAGUCCAGAUGAGAAAGUCAUGAAUGACUAUGGUUGCCAGGUCUUGUCACAAAGUAUGGACUUCACCUGACACAUCAAUUUCAUACUACAACGUGUUUCUAGUCUCUGUUGACUCUGUAACAUUCAGCAUGUAUUUCCUUUGAGGGAUGUGAUUCUCACUCAUCAAAGAUAAAAUAAUCGUACCCAUUAUCUCUUCAGUUAUUAUCUCUGAUCUCUAACAGCAGCCAGAAACUCACUUGAGAAAGCAGUUACCACUCCUGCAUCCAAUGGAAAUUAAAAUUAUAAUUUGAGUCAAUCUGCAUUUUGAUAUAUACAUCAAAUUAUCUUUCUUGGAAGUUACAUAAAGAUAUUGAAAAGCAGCAACAAUAAGAGUUUUGGUUAAUUCACAAGUCGCAUUGCAGUUUCCACCCAUUCAUUCCCUUGACAUUAGCUUCAAAUGUAAGAAUGAAACUGGUGUGAAGGUGGACUGUAAGUCUGAACUGAUCCAAAUGGUCCCAAAUGUUUUGGUAGUCUGCAGAAGUAUCAAAUUUAAAUAGAAGUUGAGGCAAAUAAGGCAUGUAGCGUGCUGCUGUUUAACUCAUAAAUGCAGGCUGGACACAAGGGUGAAGGCAUUUUUUUUUUCUGCCUGAGGCUUGAAUCUUCAUUUUUUGGGUGUAAUCACCGUAACUGACAUUUUCCAAUAGUUCUGGAGUUGGCUGUUUCCUCUGUUUUGCCACGUCUCAAAACUGGUGAGUAAACAGGCCUGAAGUUCUACUAAGUUUAAAUGAAAAUGUGGUUUUAAAAACACUUAUGUGUGGAGAGUGUUUUCUAAAGUAAAUGUUGUAUGAAAACCUAUACAUCUAAUCUGUACCAAAAUAUAAUUGUGACUGUAAAUUGCUAAAUGUGAAAAGUGUAAAUGUUUGCAUUUAUAUUUCAAAAUAGAUCUUGUCUAUUAUGCCAUGUUUAUAAUUCACAGCCUUACUAGUUAGUAUGUGCUAAGAUGUUGAUAAAGUGUAAUAGGAGUUUAAAUUGUGUUGUAAAAAUUAGGUGAUAAUGACAUGAAUUGUCUAAACUAAAACAGACACAUUACUUUAGUAGGAUUUAUUAGAGUGUUAAUUCACCAUUCGAAAGUUGAUUGAAUGAAUGUAGUCUAAUUGGGAUUAGAAAUACAAUUUAGAUCUAGGCACACAAUUUUUGUACAGAAUAAAUACCUCAUUCAGACCAUUUUUGUGACACUUAUAUUCCAUUAUUUCACAUUUGUGUGAUAAUAAUAUUUUAGUUUGCCUAUUGAGCAACAAUAUGCUCUACUUUUACAUCUACUUUCCUUGGCAACCACAUUAUCUUUUUGUCAUUUACAUAGAAUUUUAGGGUUCCUUGUGUGAGUAUGUCUAAAUUAUAUCCUUAAAUUAAGCCCCAUUUCUCAAACUAUUACAAUGUUACUGUUGUGGAGCUAAAUCCGAGGUAACAUCCAAGGCCCGCCAAUAUUUUGAUAACAAAAUAAGCUCACAUAUUCCUAAACUAUACUCGUCUUCCAAUCUUAUAUGUUAAUUUUAUAUAUGUUGUCAAAAGUUGUAUAUCAAUCACUAGCAGGUUGAUAAAGUUUCUAGUAAAAAUCUUCAUUUCUAAAGAAGGAGGCCUUUUAAAGAAAAGGUUGGAUGGGCAUCUUUCUGGAAUGCUGCUCUUGUAUUCCCCCAUGACAGGAAGUUUCACUAAAUGGCCCUUUGGGAUACAUUCCAAUUUUGCAAUUCUAUAAUUCUGUGAAAUACAUCCUCCAAUUGUCACAUUUUGCUGAAUGGGGAAAUGAAAAAGAAAUAAUGCUGUGAAAAAAAUGGAAGAGAGAAGGGAUCAGUAUCUUUUUAAAAUAAAUAUGUAUGGUGCAGAAUUUUUUUAAAAAAUGCCCAAUUGGAAUAUACAUACAGUGUCUUGGUACAAUUUCAUAUGAUUGUUCUGUAUGUGUAAGUAGAGGUGAGGAGAGCACACCCUAAUGGCACAUUGCAAGCUUUCAAAUUAAUUAAAAUGUAGAGAACAAAAAUAUAUCUAGAUACAGUCAGCUUCCUACAUUUGAAAAUGGACUUUUGUAGAUUAGAUAAUUCAUAGAUUUGAUUGGAAUGUUCUCUCUAAGAAUUUCUAGGUUCUCUAAUGCAAGGAUGCUGAUCACAAAGUAACCCUGGAGGACCUAGGAAUUUCUAGAGAGGUGUUCUCUCAUGUAAAAAAUAGCAGUUUUAUUAUUUGACAUUUUUCACUUUUGUGGAGGUCAUGUGUCCCUAAAGCCAAUAAAUGUGGAUAGCUGACUAUACCCUUCUUAAAUAACAGAAUGCAGUAAAAUAUUUCCUUUUAUAUAGUGAUCUGAUGAUAGUUUAUACCAAUGUUUCUCAAACUCUACUCCUCCAGGUGUUUUGGACUUCAGUUUCCAGAAAUCCCAGCAAGCUUACCAGCUGUUAGUAACUGGAGAAGCACAGUUUGAGAAACUCUGGUUCAUACUUUUACUUUAAAUAACAAUUAUAUUUCAGCCAAAUUUUCUCUUCAGCACAGAUCAUUUAAUUUGAAUUUAAUCUGUAAGGAUUCACUUUUUUUGGCUAUACUUUAUUAUUUCUAAAUUAAGAUUCUACAUUGAUUUUGUGAUAGCUGGUUUUGGUAUUACAAUGCAUUUGUAGAAAAUGUUUCUAUAAGACUGUAUGCUAAAUUGUUCGUUAAUUCAAUCAGACUAAGAUCUAACUCGACGGUGCUAAAGAAUGGUAUCAUAUUUGUAUCCAUUGACCACAAUGGCAGGUCUCUGGCAGAAACAUUAAAUAUGUAUCAUCUCAUCCAACUAGAAUAAAAACCAUACAUCUGGGUAGGGGGAGCUUGCAAGCCAAUGAUCCACCACUGAAAGGGGAUCCUGAGAAGUCAUCCUACCAUCAUGAUGAGGCAGCAGCCAUAGUUCUCCUCCCGCAUUGCCACCAAUACGUCAGGCAGCUGGCUUGUCUGUCGUGAUUUUGUAUUCUGUAAAAUUUUGAGACAGCCUAAACGUUUUUCUGUGUGCAUCCACACACACACAACCCAUAUUACAUGUUUGAAUGAGUGUCUUCUGUAUUUAAGAUCAAAAAUUUAUAAAAUUAUAAUUAUUUGCAAUCCUGCACAUUUUUAUUUGAUAAUCAGUUUCAUUAAAUAUUGUGCUUUCCCCCCUAAGUGAACAUAUACAUUAUUUGCACUGGUUGUUGGGAGGAGCAUCUAUUGUUAAAAGAGUCAAAUACUUAUGGCAAUUUACCCAGUCAUGUAAAUACUUACCAGUAGAUUCUGCCCACAUCUGGACAAGACAUAAGAAUUAUGCAAGUUAAUAAAAUAGACUUUGUUUCAUUUUGUCACUACUGUAGAUUGUCUGGACUACAUAGGGGCACUUCAAAGGCCGGACAAGCAAUCUAAUAGUGUCCAAUAUUAGUAGAAGUAUUUUAGGCUGCUUUUAGUUGAAAUGAAGUGGUUGAUUUAUCAGCCUUGAAAAUAGCUGUAAAUUUCUUAUUAAAAUAAACCUGGGAAUGUGAAAUACAUUGUUGACUGGACUCCCAUUCAAAAGCUUUACAGUAUCAUUGAAGGAACGAGAUCAAGGAAUUUGUUUGAUUUGUUUUUCUCAAAACAAAAAGAAACCUGUUCUCAUUGAGCACUCCAAAUUGCUUCAGAGGUGGAAGGGUAUUUCUAGAGCACAUUAGAACAGUGGUUCUCAACCUGUAGGUCCCCAAAUGUGUUUGGCCUCCAACUCCCAGAAAUCCUAACAGCUGGUAAACUGGCUGAGGUGUCUGAGGGUUGUAGACCAAAAUACCUGGGGACCCACAGGUUGAGAACCACUGCAUUAGAAGACAGCAUAGGUGCAGGGACUGGCAAAUCAAAAAUUCUACUAAGUGUUUCUAUCUCUUGUAGGAACUGAAGCAGCUCCUUCUCUCUUGGUCAUGGUAUUGAUAUUGUAAAGCUUUUGAAUUUUUAUGGCUAUGAAAAAAUGCUAUCAAUGCCAUAUUUUUCAGCUUGUAGAUUUUCUGCCCCAUACAAACGUUUUAAAAACAUAUAGCUGUUCUUUAAAUGAAGAUAUGUCGAUGAUUGACAACUUCUCUAUGUACAUUUAACUUAAAAACCUCAAUAAAAACUAUUCAAAAAAACAUAGCUGUUCCAUAUAAUCAUAAAGUGUGUUGAUUAGUCAAGUAGUUGUAGACAUCUUAUUGUUGUACCUGUUUGUUUUAUUUUGCUUUCCUUGAAAUUAAUGAAAGAACUUCUCACAUUGCUCAUUAUCUCCUCUAAAUGGUACUAAUAAGUAAUCCGCUAUCUUGUGAGUUGUACCCCCUGCACUGGCUUCAGAAACAGGUAUCACAUGAUUUUCCAUUACUUCCAUUGAGUCCUUUCUCCCUUCUUGUUUUCUUUCCUGUCCUGCCUUGCAGCUGAAUGAUUUUCAGUCUUUUCUUUUGAGUAUUCCUACUUUUUCAAAGUUAUUUGCUAAUCCUACUCUUAUUUUUUUCUUCUUGCUGCAGACAUUGUCUUCUACCUGCUUUCUUUCCACCUCCAAAAAGUCCUCCCUUUCUUUAAAAUGUUUAGCUCUGCAGAUUAGUGGGAGAACAUAAUAGCAUUUAGAUUUAUCUAAAUAGCAUACAGGUUUAUUUAAAUAAAGUACAGAUUUUUUUUUAGGAAGAAGAAAAAAGCAGUGGACUCUGAUCAGAGAAAGAUUUACUUUUGCCUCCGGAAAAAAAGAGAGAGGGGAUGAGUCAAAAGAUCCAGACCAAGUGAUGCUCAUUUGAUUGCAUUUCAACAAGUCUCUCAGCAAGAUUCAGAAAUUUAAUUGACUGCAUGUCAGCACGCCUCUGAUUAGCAACAGAAGUGUUACUCAGGGAAAUACUGUUCGAGUAACAGUAAUUCCAAGAGGUUGACUGGAAUGUAUUUGUUGCAACAUCUGAAAUUAAAAGCAUCUCCAUAGAAGAGACAAAUGCAAUGCAUUCAUGAGAAAAAGAAAAAUAAUCAAAUGUCAAAGAAAGGGAAUAGAAUGGGAAUAUAAUCAUUGUAGGAAAGGGAAGGAGUCAAAAGAGAAUUUAAGGGGGAAAUUAGUGGCUGACUUGGUGAAAGAGAAGCAUGGUAAGACAGAUAAAGGUCUUAUUAUGGCUGAAUCAAAGGGAAUUCAGAUAUAAAAGGUGGGGCUAACUUGUAGAGUGUAAGGGAUUGGCCUUCAGGAGCAGUACGUUCUCUUAUGCAUGUGUAAGAAAUAGGGAAUUGCUGUUUAUGGCAGACAAGGACAGAUAUUUGUAGCAUUCCUGUGUUGCCCAAUGUACAUAUCAGACUUUCCUUUGCUACCUACAUUCAUUGUUUAGGAACACUCAGUUCCUGCUACAAGAUUUUUCCCAAAAGUGACAGUUGACUUCAGGGGAAAGAUCUGAUGUAGACAGAGUGAAAAUUUGGAUUAAGGGGGAACUGGAAGCUAUGCUGCCUCCUAUUCAGUCUGUUAUAUGCAUUGUAUUCAACCGUCUGCAAUCAGAUAAUUCAAAGAAUAAUUUUGUUACAGCACCAAAUUUAUUUUAAUAGAAAAAAAUUCCAUCUGUAUAUAUGAGUUCCCAAAUGAAUUUCUCACAAUAAGUAAAUGUAAAUAGAAAUAUAAUGAAUUCAUUUUUACAGUAUAAUUUUAAUUAGAAAAAAUGUAAGGGAUGAUUUCGUUAAUGGAGUUUAGAGGAUUCAAAGUCUAUAGAUGGCAGUAUCAUUGAAAGGAGGUAGGUAGGCUAAAACAUGCCACUGAAUCUAGAAAAAAACAUAGAAGGAGGCAAGGAUUAUCUACAAAAGCCUUUACUUUUCUUAGUGAUCUAGUGGUGAAUCCAGAAGGCAGUAGUAGCAGUCACAGAAAAUACAAGUGACUCAGGUUGCCAUCUAAGCCUCUCUGUGCAAUUUGCCUUCAAGCUGGAUAAGCUCCAAGAAAAAAAAAACCCUUCAAUUAGCAUAUAAAUAUAAAAGCAUAGUGAAGAUUGUUAACUUCUCCAUUUUAAGUCAUUUUUUUUUUACUUUUCCAAAUCUGUCUAAAUUUGGGUAAAAGAUUGAUGAAUAAAAAUUUUAACUAAUAGCAUCCUCUCUGUUUUGUCAAAAAUGAAACUACUGUUUAUAUCUUUUCCUGCUUUGAAGGAGAAGAUUGAUCCAAGAGCUUAAAAUACUUUUAUUAAUAAUUGUAAGAUGCUUCUUAACAACCCCAAAGCUAAGAUAAUCCUGAAAUACGCAGGACUAUAAGCACAAAUUAUCUCAAACAAUUUAUAAUAGACUUGUUUUCUUCUGGUAACAAUAUAACUUAUCAUCAAGUUUGAAUGGCAACAGUCUUGUUUUCUGCAUUAUCGGCUUCAUGGUCAACAUUAUAAUCAAACCCCUUUCUUUCAUCCUACUUAUGUCCUUCAAGGAAUCUGACAAAAGCUUUCACCGUUGACAUGUUAGACAACAGGCAAUUUAAUUAUUUCCAAGCUUAGAUUAUAUCCUUCUGAAAGCCAGAAGCAGAUGCAAGUCAGAAAAUGGUCUGAAAUUAACAAUACCUUUCUUUAAUGCCGCAGACUUUGGCAUUAACAAUAUAACUGAUACUUUUUUGGGGGGGGGGGGGGAUAGAUUCUGUGAUUUCAACCAAAGAUUUAUAUGGUACUUAUAUGGUACAUUCUAUCUGUAGUUUAGUUUUUGGUCAUAAUGUAUUGAAAGCAACAGUCCAGUGGAGAAGCAGCUACUCCCACCCAAUCGUCUGAUUGCUUUAGAAUGUCCUACUGGCAAUGGCUUGCUCUGCUACAUCAUCUAGAGUUCAUUUUCAGAAGUGUAGAAGAGCAAUCCAUACCCAUCCAUGAAAUGUAGCUGCAAAAACAGUGAAUUUCAGUAACUGAGUGAAAUAAUGUUUUCAGCUCUCAGUUAUUCUGUCUGCUCUCUACUCUGUACCACAUUUAUGUUUGGCUUCAUUUUGAGCUCUUUUAUGGCAAGGCAAUGUAACUAAACUGAGAAGGGAGAGAGGAGUCAAUGGAAAUAACGGAAAAUCAUGUGACUGCUGCCUCUAAAGCUGGCACAAGAAAUACAGCCCAAUAGAUAGUGGAUUGCUUCUCUUCUGCUCCAAAUAUGCAUUUUCACAGUGAGUACAAACAUCUAAUUCUGCAAUCUUCCAAUUGUUAAAGUAGCAUUUCCUUCAGCUUGUACUGUUGACUAUAGUGCGUGGGACCAAAACCAACAGCACUAUCUUCUAUAUGAUAUUGUUUCAGGCACUAAAAUAGAUAUUUGUCAUGACUAAGUACAGGUUCAUAGUUUGGGAGUGAUCCUGGACUCAUCACUAAGCCUGGAACCCCAGGUCUUGGCGGUGGCCAGGGGAGUUUUCACACAAUUAAAACUUGUGCGCCAACUGCACCUGUAUCUUGGGAGGUCGGACUUGGCCACAGUGGUCCACGCUUUGGUCACAUCCCAAAUAGAUAAUUGCCACACACUCUAUGUGGGGUUGUCUUUGAAGACUGUUCAGAAGCUUCAACUAGUCCAACACUUGGCAACCAGGUUGCUUAUGGGAGCAAGAUAUUGGAAGCACACAACACCCUUGCUACGCCAGCUCUACUGGCUGCCUAUUAGCUUCCAAGCACAAUUCAAAGUGCUGGCUUUAGCCUAUAUGGCCCUAUAUGUAUCUCCCUCUACAAACCACCUAGGACAUUAAGAUGGUCUGGUGAGGCCCUGCUCUUGGUCUCUCCACCAUCACAAUUGGGUUUGGCGGGAAUGAGAGACAGCCCCCCCCCCCCUCAGCUGUGG
Molecule: messenger RNA, 8893 nt
Organism: Anolis sagrei ordinatus
Lineage: Eukaryota; Metazoa; Chordata; Lepidosauria; Squamata; Anolidae
Gene: USP15
Product: ubiquitin specific peptidase 15
Biological process (GO): protein deubiquitination
Cellular component (GO): nucleus
Molecular function (GO): cysteine-type deubiquitinase activity
Source: RefSeq, a predicted model, not a curated record